UAUCAAUCUUAAAAGAGGCGGAGUGGUGAUUUAGGUAGAUAGCCUGUGAGGCAAAAUCAGGGAAUGGCAAAGCUUGUGAAUAGCCAGAGCGAGAAGGAACUAACGAACUGUUUUUAUAUGGUAUAACCAAGAACUUAGCUGUCGUCUAUUUUUUUCAGUUACAUAUUCAUCAGUGGGUAAUUAGCUGACAAGCGAUAACAUCAUAACGACUGCCCUCGUUUUGUUUGGACCGGGUGGCAGAAGCCCCAAACCCGAUGUUACAUUAGCUUCCAGGGACCUUCGUGAAGAGCAUAUAAAGUUAGUUAGCAAAUUAAAGCUACAUGGUGGAUGCUAGUAGUGCAUUUAAUGCUAAGCUACGCUAGCUAAAGGCAACCCGGCGUACUCUAUCCAACCUUUUCGAGAUGUUUCACGAUGCUUGUUAAUUAAGUUUGACGGGGAAUUUCCUUGUUUAUCCAGGCCAUCAUUGUCAGCUAACGUUAGCUUCCUGUCUGGAAGCACUGGGUUUUCGGCAAAGCCAUGGCAGAUGAAAAUACACAGUUCUGUGGUAAUUGCAAACAUGAUAUUCCAGAGGCUAAUUUUACUACCCAUGAGAUCCACUGUCGAAGAAACAUCGCACUGUGUGAUGUGUGCCAGGAGCCAGUGCCCCGGUCAGAUCUUCAGGAGCACAAACAACAGGAGCAUGCACAGGUUACAUGCAAGUGUGGUUUGAAGAUUGAAAAAAAUCAUUUUGAUGUUCACCAGAGCUCUGAAUGUUCUCAGCGACUCGUCCCUUGCCAAUACUGUGAACUGGAGAUUGUUUACAGUCAGGCCAAAGAACAUGAGGAUUAUUGUGGCGCACGCACUGAGCCCUGCUCACACUGCAAGUGCAAUGUAAUGUUGAGGGAACGAGCUGUGCACCCACUCUUAUGUGGAAGCCUUACACCACCCCAAGAGAGGAACAACAAUCGAAUAAGUCACAGUCCAGUAGACUCACAGCCUCCAGGACCAUGGUUUGAAGCCCACUCCAUCCGAAACCUCCUACGAACCCAAGAGAGGGGCCCAAAGAAUAAUAACGUCAAUGCAGCAGAGCAACAGGCCUUUCCCCAGCCUUUUGAUCACAGAGUUUAUAACCCUUCAAGAGGGGCUCAAGGAUCAGGAGACUGGAAGAAUAAUGUCUCAAGAAAUACAGCAUUCAGCCACUUGCUGGAGCAGAGUGAUUUUCUGACUAGCAACAGCAGCAGUGGUAGUGGUAGUGCUUGGCCACAUAGUGAGUUUACAUUGGAUGAGGAUUCGUCAGGCCUGGACUACAUGUUGGCUCUUAGUCUGCAGAGUGAUGGGGAAUCAGUGGCUGGAGUUGGAGAUGGCAAUCUGUGGAGUGGUAUCUGGGGACACAAAGUUGGGAAGACGUCCAACACCUCUUCAGACACUCCACAACCCAACUUCACAACAGGCAGAAGUGCAGUCCAGGACCCUGAUCAAACAGAUACCAUGCUACCUUGUGAGUUUUGCGAAGAGCUGUUUCCUGAAGAGGACCUCAUUUUGCAUCAGACUGGGUGCAGCCCUGCCUCAGCCUUUGCAUCUUUCAGUAAGCAGCCCGCUUCUCCACCUAGAGAGAACAGGAUGAGCAGGAAUGCUUCAGGGCUGAUGCAUAACAUACCUGACACACUCGCUUCAAACAUCCCCACUUUCCCUCGGUCAGCCUCCCCGGCCUCCUACAGUCCUCCGGCCAGUCCACUAGAGGGCGAUGUCGUCAUUCCAUGUGAAUUCUGUGGCGUUGCUUUAGAGGAGGCCGUGGUCUUUCACCACCAGGACAAAUGUGAUAUGCGUCCUCAGACUUCACAUCCACUGAACAAUCUAACAAGAACAUCUGUUAAAAAACCACUGAGCCCUGGUAAAGAUACGUUUGGUCGGAUGUCUCCGAAUUUUCAAAGGAGAAUAAAGCACCAAGCUGACUUUGCAGCGGACUUUGGAUUUGACAGCGACACACCACCAGAACUAAACCCAAGGGAAUGGCAGAGAGGCUACAUCGGACUACCGAGUCAAAGGAAGACGUCCAACUGUGAUGUUUCUGUAAAAGACCAACAUCAGCAUGGCAGGGACGCAGAGGAGGCUCAGUCGUCUUUCUGUGACUCUGAGAGAUUACAUGUACCAGAAAGUAAUGAAGGGAAAAGGAGCAUAAGGAAUCCAGUGACAAAGUUGCCCAAGAAGCAGAAUGAAGAGCAGCAGGACGAGUGAGAGAGGGAACAUGUGGAGAAACAGACAAACCAAACCUCCUGCUCGGCUUUUCAUUUAUCUUUUUGCACACCUUUGAAAAUGAAACAUAUAACUAUCUGAAAAGUGCCUGUAUGGGUAUCAGUAUAUUGCCGUUUAUAUUUUGAUUAAUUUUACUAUUAAAGUGUAAGAAAAUAAUUGGGUUUAUUCAUGCAUAUUGUCCUGUGUUUAAGGUUUGUUUCUCUGUAUGUCUAACAUCUAGCCUUAACAGAGCUUGUUUUGAUUCUACCUUUUUCUUUUCUUUUUUUUUUAACUUUGCAAGUCGUGUCAUGGAUCAUUAAGAAGAUUAGGAACAUCAAACACAGACACAUGACUUUGUCUGUGUGUCUAACUUACCGGUAAUCUUCACCUUUUUUCUUCAGCCAAGGACAUUGUGUUUCCACCCCUGUUGUCUUUUUUUCCAGGGUCUUUAUCCAUUUUCCUGUUGGUUUCUUUCUGUAACGUAAAGCACUUUUGAUAGAGUAUUUUGUCUAAAAAGGGCUUGAGAAACCAGUUUGAUAAAUUUCUGCAUCUUUGAUGAAAAAAAUGUAUUGAACAUUUGUCUUUAAUACUCUUCAGUAAUAUGUAGAUUUUUCUUAAUCAUAACCACUGAACUAUAUAUGUUAUGAUAAGAUGCCUUUUGAAGCAGUGUCUCCUAUCCAAUCUCCCUUUUUAAGUAGUGUGAAAUAUAUGUUGUUGCUCCUUCAAAUAGCAUUUAAAAUAAAUAAGAUGCAUUUUUUUGUGUAAUUUAGGGCCCAGUUUAGAAACACAUAUUAAAUAGUCAUUCUUUUUCCACACACAGUUAAGCUUCUUCAACUAAAAACAACACCAGAUUUUUCCUGAUUAUUGUCUGAUCAGCAGGCUCAGGUUACGGUCAGUGAAAUCGCCUGGUGUGUUUGGAUAUACUUUAGGUAUUCAUAAAACAUGGCUGAUUAUUCCUGCUUAUAAACAAGUGUCUCGAUGCUAUUUGUCUUGUGUGGCUAUUAAACAUUUAAUGAGAACAUU
Scatophagus argus is the source of this 3234-nucleotide messenger RNA. RefSeq names its product TRAF-type zinc finger domain containing 1 (gene trafd1). Gene Ontology annotation, molecular function: zinc ion binding. Lineage: Eukaryota; Metazoa; Chordata; Actinopteri; Scatophagidae. The coding region runs from base 517 to 2214 and encodes 565 amino acids. The record is from RefSeq and is a predicted model, not a curated record. The transcript has 12 exons.